UAACUUCCAAUAAUUCACACUUUCAUUUUUAAUUUGUAGGUUGGGAAAGGGAAGAUCAUCUGCUUCUAUGGAAGCCAUAACAAUGAUUGGAUAAAAAGAUUUCUGAAGAAGAUAGAGCUUAUUGAAAAGCUAACAAAUUUUGAAAUGGUGAUUACUUAUGUUGGCACAAACAAGAAGAAAGAAGAACUUCCAAGGAUUUUGAACUUCAUAAAGGACAUCUGUAGCAAGAGUAGGGUUUGGUCUGAGAAAGAUAUCCUAUCAAUUUGGAGCAAUUUGAAGAUGUCAACAUGCCCGGAGGAGACGACGAACGUGGAAUAUUCAAGGAGGAAAGAAUUUAUUAGUAUAUUAAAUUACGAUGAAUAUGAGGAUGGGUGGGCUCUAAUUUUCAGCGACUCUAGCUGCAAACAGGAAGUUGUCAAAUCUAGUGGGACCAAAUUGAUCGAAUGUUUGAAUAGCUACACCACAUGCGGAACAAGAUUUAAGGAACCUAAGGAUUUUCUAAGAGAGUUAAAUGAAGAUCUACGAGUGAAGCAUGCUACUCCAAAACAUUGCUUGAAGGGCAUGAAGGUCCCAACAACUAGAGAUGGUCCAAUAUGGGUGCACUGUAUGGAAUGUGGGCGCUUUAUGGAUUAAUUAACUAGCUACUUCAUUCAAUUCAUGGAA
Messenger RNA from Telopea speciosissima, 663 nucleotides. RefSeq lists its product as uncharacterized. Bases 145 to 633 code for a protein of 162 amino acids. NCBI's taxonomy places the organism in Eukaryota, Viridiplantae, Streptophyta, Magnoliopsida, Proteales, Proteaceae. The transcript has a single exon. Gene Ontology annotation, biological process: phloem development. The record is from RefSeq and is a predicted model, not a curated record.